GUUUUGACACCACAGCGAAGACCCUAAGCGGAAGAAUUCCCGUAAGGUCAAAAGGUAUAAAAGGUACUAUUGCACCCAAUGUACUUGUAAGAUUACCCACAUACAUCACCACUCUAAGAUACAAUGACCAAAGAAGUUAUUAUUGUUGGGGGAUCAUACUCUGCUAUGUACGCUGCCAAAAGCAUCCUUCUGAAGAAGCAUGGGGCGAAAGUGAAUUUGAAGAUCAUUUCCCCAUCACAAUUCGGCUAUUUCAAUAUUGCUGCACCAAGGUUACUAAUUGAACCCGAACUAAUUGAUAAAACUCUAACUGAUAUUGAAGCAACUAUACGUAAUCUCUCCUCUGCUUCAAAGUCAGAUGCGGUUUUUAUCAAGGGUUCAGUGGAUACUGUUGAUCUCGAGAAAAAAAUCGUUUCUUUGGCAGAUGGUCAGAAAUUCCAGUACGAUAAUCUAAUCAUUGCCACCGGAACAAAAUAUCAUCAACCUGGGCUCAAGCUUGAUGACAUCAACGAUGAGAAAUAUACAGUACAGGGUGUCAGAGAGUUGAUCGCCUCAAUCAAGAAGGCGGACAGUAUUGCAGUUAUUGGUGGAGGUGCAACUGGUGUGGAGAUUGCUGGUGAACUAGGAUCUGAAUACGAUGACAAGAGAAUCACUCUUUAUACAGGUUCGAGCAAUCCAUUAUCAGCAGUAAAGCAGUCGAUUAGAGUUGAUGCCACUAACAAGCUUAAGAGUUAUGGAGUGGAGGUCAUUAAUAACGCAAAAGUGGCUAAAAUUGACUCAAGUGCUAAUAAAACUGUAAUUACACUUGAUGACAAGGAAACGAGGGAAUUCGACCUAGUGAUUCCUGUUCAUAGUACCACUCCAAACUCACUGUUCUUGAAGAAUUACAAACAGGUCCUUGAUGCGAAUGGGUAUCUCAUUGCUGACGAGUACUUGAGACUAAAAGGAUAUAAUGAAGUUUUGGUCAUUGGUGAUGUUUUGUCUGGAAGUCUUAGGUCUCUUGUGGAUAUCGUGUACUAUCAGAAGAGCGUGUUUGAUAAAACCAUCGAUCAAGAGAUAUUUGGCGUGCAAGUUAAGCUUAAGUCCUAUGACAACACGUCUGCACCAAUGCUUUUGGUUCCCAUUUCGAGAAACGGGGGUGUUGGAACAGCCUUUGGUUUUGCGUUACCUAACCUUGUAGUUAAAUACAAAUCAAGAGAUUUCUUCAUUUCCAAGGCAAGACAACACUUUACAUAAACACCUAUUUAAUUGUUUAGUUAGAUAAUUCAACUUUGUA
Messenger RNA from Suhomyces tanzawaensis NRRL Y-17324, 1273 nucleotides. RefSeq lists its product as uncharacterized. Lineage: Eukaryota; Fungi; Ascomycota; Pichiomycetes; Serinales; Debaryomycetaceae. Gene Ontology annotation, cellular component: cytoplasm. Gene Ontology annotation, molecular function: flavin adenine dinucleotide binding; electron-transferring-flavoprotein dehydrogenase activity. Bases 124 to 1233 code for a protein of 369 amino acids. The record is from RefSeq and is a predicted model, not a curated record. The transcript has a single exon.